ACCAUCGUAGUACAACACCAUGUCUCCAGUGCUGAUAUUGCUCUUUCUCCUCUCGGCGGACGCCAGCGCGAGGAUGGAUGUGCCCACUAAUGCUGCCCUGUACUGGGAGAAAAAUCUCCCCAAUACCAAGAUGCCAGAAGCGAUCCUUGACAUGUUGGUGAACGAAGGGACCGGGCCACGCGCACUCCAUAAAUCACAACCCUCCGUCAACUGCCUAUUCUUUUAUCGAUCAAAUUGCAAAGGUUCGCCACCAAGCGCGCCAGCUGCUGUGGCCGGUGUAUUCUUCCGGGAAGAAGACAUAACCAUUGGCAAAGUGAUGACUGUUGCAAUGCCGUCGUCACUGCCGACACCAUUCCUUCCCUCAACUGUCGAAGAGAAAAUAUCUUUUGGAGAUCUCAACAGCAUGCUAGAUAAAUUUAACAUCUCAAAGACCUCACAUGAGGCUGCCGAGAUGAAUAACACAAUUCUGAAUUGCGCUGACCCGCCAAUUCAUGGCGAGGAAAAAUAUUGCGCAGCCUCCCUAGAAGCUGUUGUAGAGACCGCUAUGAAGAUGCUGCAAACUCGGCACCUAUCGGUGGUGGCUUCGGCCCUCCCAAGUGCCGGGCUUUUGCGUCAGGAUUACAUGGUGCGGUACGCGCGCCAAGUUGGUAGCUCCCGCUUUGUUGCUUGCCACAUAAAACCUUUCCCGUUUGCACUCUACAUGUGUCAUAGCACAAGUCACUCGCAGGCAUACGUGGUCCAGCUCCAGGGCAGCUCCCGUGACGACACCAAAAUUGCCAUGGUGGCAAUAUGCCACCGUGAUACUAGCAACUGGAGCCCAUCACACCCAGCGUUCAAGGCUCUCGGUGAACACCCCGGAGGGUCUACUAUCUGUCAUUUUCAGCCGUAUGCUGAUCUGUUGUUCAUCGAGAAGAUGAUGGGCUAGAGCCUUAUACGUAUAUGGCUAUAUACAUAAAUAAGAAAAUCUGCAGUCAUGAGGACAAGAUCGAUCAGGCAUGGAGCUCGGCCACAUCUUCGUUUCUCAGUAUCAUGAGAAGAAGAUGGAUCUUUCCCUGCCACCUGCAACAUGAGGUCACCGUGUCACAUCCUAUCUUCGGUGAUUUGAAUCAAUUUGCUGUAUUUAUGUGACCAUACUAGGCUUGUAUUUAAUCCAGACAAAUGGCCGUUUCUGGAUAGGAAGUUAUGUUUAAUUGCCUAUGAUGGGCUUGUACUUAAUCCAGACUAGUGGUCUAUGCUGGAUCGAAAACUAUGUGUAAUUUUCUAUGUCGGGUUUGUACUUAAUCCAGACUAGUGGCCGCUGCUGGAUCGGCAAAUAUGAAAGUGUUUGUUAGAAUA
Messenger RNA from Triticum dicoccoides, 1335 nucleotides. RefSeq names its product protein RAFTIN 1A-like. NCBI's taxonomy places the organism in Eukaryota, Viridiplantae, Streptophyta, Magnoliopsida, Poales, Poaceae. The transcript is spliced from 2 exons. Bases 20 to 925 code for a protein of 301 amino acids. The record is from RefSeq and is a predicted model, not a curated record.